GUCGCUGUCAUUGUUGCUGUUUGUGCAUUUAAUCGGGUUGCUACUUGGCUCGCUUUGUCACAGUUGGAUGGUGAAGGUCCCAGACACUGUGAUGGCAGUGGAUGGCAGCUGUGUAGAAGUCUCCUGUCAGACCGCUCCCCAUUACCGGGUCAUCUGGUAUGAGUACCAUAGUAUAUCCUACCCUAAGGUCUAUGACGGCAAGGACCCGGCCAGCGUGGGGACCAACUUUAAAGGGCGUACAUCAGUGGGUAAUGCCAGCGAGGGUGACUGCACACUAAGGAUGGAGCGUGUGACGUGGACAGACGAUAACCUCUGCCUUUAUGUGUGGAUCAACCCUGAAGUGGAGAAACAGAAGUUCUAUGAACAGAAAAUUCGAAUAAAAGUUACUGAAAGAAAAGCUCCUGUGCUAUCCAUUCAGAAUUCAGUGGUGGAGGGAGAUUUUUUCCAGGCCAACUGUAGCAUCAUUCAUUCCUGCCCUUCCACUCCUCCAUCCCUUCGCUUGAAACUUUUGCCUGAAAACUUUACAUCUAUGACUUCACUGAAGGAAACGGGAGGUCUGUGGAUAUCAACAAAGACAAUACAAGGAAUAGCAAAGCGCCAACUGCACAACAAAGAGAUUAAAUGCACAUCAAAGUUUUCUACGGUCUACGCUGAGAGUGAACAACUACUUUUUAACAUCUUAUAUGCACCUGAUGGUGUAACUGUGAAGGUGCAGGAACAGCCAAUCAUUCUUGGUAGUAAUGUCCACCUGGAAUGUGUAGCUGACAGCAACCCUCCGCCAAGCAGAUAUUUGUGGAUCAUACGACAGGGUGGCCAAAGCUUCCAGGAGAAUUCAACCCAAAGCAAAAUGGUCUAUAACAACAUAAGCCAAGAUACCUCAUUCUCCUGUAUUGUCCAAAACCAUAUUGGAUCAAAGCAGUCAGGCUGGCUGUUUCUGGAUAUGAACUUCCCCCCGGUCAUCCUCUCUGACUCCUCCUGCUGCUUGUGGGCCGGGGUCCUCCACUGUGUGUGUCGGGCAGAGGCCCGCCCUAAUGCCAGUCUGCACUGGAGGAUCAAUGGAAGCACCACUCUCCCAUCAUCCUUCACAUCAUCCUACAUUAUCACAGCUAGAGAAAACCUGGUGUCAGCAGAGUUCACUGGACCGGUGGAAAGAAAACUAAAUGUCUCCUGCAUAGCUACUAACUCGCUGGCCAUGGAGAACCAGCUACUGCAAGUUGACACUGGAGUUGAAUGUGGACAGUUUCUUCAAUGGAUGUUGACUGCUUUGGCUUUCGGAUGCAUAAUUCUAUUUGGAGCUGUAUCUUUUAUUUGCAGUAUAUGCUGCAGAAAGAGACAAAAGGCCAGAUGUGAUCGCCCUACUUUGGAUAUUCCAUUAAGAUCUGUUCUAGAUCCUCCUCUCCAGCCCAGCUCACAGCAAAAGGCUAAGUGGACAAAGCCUAAGGAAAAAGGAAAGACAGAAAGGCAAUCCGACAUCUACGAGAAUGACUUUCUGCCCAAGAAGCCCAGUCAAACCACAGCAAAAAACAACAAGAGUUAUCCAAAGAUUAAAUUACAAAAGGACACAGAGAUAAUGUUGUGUCCAGACAUGGAUGACAUCUACCAAAACCUUUGA
This is a messenger RNA of Esox lucius (northern pike), 1612 nucleotides long. RefSeq names its product sialic acid-binding Ig-like lectin 5. The record is from RefSeq and is a predicted model, not a curated record. Bases 68 to 1612 code for a protein of 514 amino acids. NCBI's taxonomy places the organism in Eukaryota, Metazoa, Chordata, Actinopteri, Esociformes, Esocidae. The transcript has 9 exons.